UGAAUGGAACCAGGAAUCAGUGUGCUGCACGGAGCAGAGCUAAGGUAUCCUAUAGCUGAGAAAGCAGCACUAGCAGUUGUCACUUUGGCUAGGAAGUUGAGACCAUAUUUCCAGUCACACCCAAUCAUCGUCCUCACAGAUCAACCCCUCCCGCAGAUUCUGCAGAAACCAGAAUGCUCUGGAAGGUUAAUUAAGUGGGCAGUAGAACUGGGGGAAUUUGAGAUCACGUUUCAGCAGAGGUCGGCCAUCCGAGCUCAAGUAUUAGCAGAUUUUGUUGUUGAAUGCACCCCAUGUCCCUCAACCUCUACUUCAAAACCCAAUGAAUGGACCUUAUAUGUUGACGGGGCAUAUAGUAGCAAAGGUUCAGGGGCUGGAGCUCUCUUGAUUGGUCCAGACGGUUAUCGAAGCGAACAUGCUUUGAAGUUCAACUUUGAUGCGACAAAUAAUAUGGCUGAGUAUGAAGCUCCGCUACUUGGCCUACAACUAGCAUUAGAGUUGAAGAUCAGCGCAAUUCAAGUGUACAGUGACUCCCAACUGGUGGUAAACCAGAUCAACUCUAUUUGCGAAGUCGUUGAUCCUGUGAUGGUAAAGUAUGUAGCCUUAGUGGCCGAGCUGAAGUGCAAAUUUCAGAAAUUCUGUCUGAAAGUUUUAGAUGAACCAAGCUUCACAAAGCCUCGAGUGAUGGAGAUUAACACAAAUCCUGACACGCCAAGCUGGACUGAUUCAAUUGUCUCCUUCUUACGAGACGGGAUAGUGCCCGAGGACAGGCAGGAGGCAAUAAAAUUAAGGAAGAAAGCAUCUCGGUAUACACUUGUUAAUGGAGUCCUGUAUAAGAGAUCUUUCUCACUUCCUCUCCUACGGUGUUUAAGUCCCUAUGAAGCUGAAUACGCACUUCGAGAGGUGCAUGAGGGUGUCUGUGGGAGCCAUGUCGGUGCUAGAACUCUGGCUCACAAAGUCUUAAGACAAGGAUACUACUGGCCGAACAUGUACAAAGAUGCCACUUACUUUGUUUCAGAAAUGUCCGAAGUGCCAAUUCUUUGCACAUCUGACUCAUCAACCUGCAGAAGAACUCACAAGCUUGGUAGCACCAUGGCCAUUUGCACAUGGGUUGAAUCUCGGCCUUUAUCUAGUCUUACCUCUAAGAAGGUUGAAGAUUUUGUUUUCAGCUCAAUCAUCUGCAGAUAUGGGAUCCCAAACCAGAUUGUGGCUGAUAAUGGAACUCAAUUCAACUGCUCCUCUUUUCGAGAUUUCUGCUCCAGUUAUGGGAUCAAGUUACAGCUCACCUCCGUUUAUCAUCCAGAAUCCAACGGCAUGGUUGAAUCUGUUAACAAAUGCAUUCUGGAAGGUAUAAAGCCGAGAUUGGAACAGCAUAAGGCCAAAUGGGCAGACGAGCUCCACAACGUCCUCUGGGCAUACAGAACCACGAGCCGAACUGCCACAGGUACUACUUUAAAUCGAGUUUAUUUGAUUAAUUUUUAUAUUAUUUCACUUCUUCUUGAAACACCCUACCACCUGGCCUUUGGUACCGAAGCAGUCAUUCCUGUUGAGAUAGGAGUCCCAAGCUUCCGGGUCACCCAUUUCGAUGAAGGACGAAAUGGACAACUGCUUCGGGAAAACCUUGAUUUGCUUGCUGAAGUCAGAGAAGAAGCUCGGCUUCGAACUCUUGUAUACAAGCAGAAAUUAGCCAACUUCUACAAUAAACGGGUCCGCCCUCGAACAUUCAAAAUAGGAGACCUUGUUCUCAGAAAAGCUGGCCUAACGGGGUUUGAAACUCGUUUUGGCAAACUUGCCCCAAAUUGGGAAGGUCCUUAUGCCGUGGCCAAAGUGCCACAUCCUGGUGCCUAUAUUCUCCAAGACACUGAAGGAAAAAGAGUUCCUAGAAUCUGGAAUGUCAAUAAUUUGAAGAAAUUUUACCCCUGAUGAAAUUUUUCCAAGCAAUCUAUGUUUUACUGUUCUUUAUGUUUCUCACUUCGUGUUUAUUCUAUGUAUUUGAGGUUAAUCAGUUCAUUCACUUCUGUUAAUAAAAGUCACUUCACAUU
Messenger RNA from Rubroshorea leprosula, 2039 nucleotides. Lineage: Eukaryota; Viridiplantae; Streptophyta; Magnoliopsida; Malvales; Dipterocarpaceae. The record is from the annotation of a GenBank genome assembly.